UAGAAACAAAUCGCCAGAGGUGCAUCCUCAGCAUUUUCUUCCCUUGAAACCAGCGAAAGGUCUCGGAGCAUCAUUUCUCCUGCAAGCUCCAAUCCCUUUUCCAAAUGGGAGACUCCCAUGUCAUCAACGCCGUUGAGCAGCCACCAGCCAGGACGGUUCUAUGUAUCGGAGACAUCCACGGUUUCUUUUCCAAGCUCCAAUCCCUUUGGGCCAACCUCGAGGCUGAAGUCGGCACCGCCGCCUUCCAAACUGCCCUCGUUAUCUUUCUCGGCGACUACUGCGACCGAGGCCCGCAGACCCGUGAAGUCAUCGAGUUCCUUUCCUCCCUUUCCUCUCGUUACCCCAACCAGUCCCACGUUUUUCUUUGCGGCAAUCACGAUCUUGCCUUCGCAGCAUUCGUAGGUGCACUCCCGCCGCCGCCGGAUGGAUCACCGUUUUCCGCUACAUGGGCGGAAUUUGAGCGCAGUAAGGACCGCGAGGGUUGGUUCGAUGGCGAGGGGUACGAGCGGAUGCACGUCCAGGGAAGGCGGUGGGGCGGAUUCAUCCGCGAUAAGUGGAAUCCCAAGAAGAAUAUGGUUUACAAGGGCUCAAUCUACGAUGCCGAACCCACUUUCGAGUCAUAUGGCGUUGCUCACGGAUCUCCAGGUUUUAUGGUUACUCGUUUUUUUUCCGAAUUUUGUUUGAUUUCGGGUCUUACUAUCUCCACCUUUUUUUUUUGUUUUUUAAACUUGCGCAUGUAUCUGAUAAUUGUGACUCAAUUUAAUCUUCGGAAGUGA
Phalaenopsis equestris is the source of this 776-nucleotide messenger RNA. RefSeq lists its product as uncharacterized. The coding region runs from base 105 to 776 and encodes 223 amino acids. Gene Ontology annotation, molecular function: hydrolase activity. The transcript has a single exon. The record is from RefSeq and is a predicted model, not a curated record. Lineage: Eukaryota; Viridiplantae; Streptophyta; Magnoliopsida; Asparagales; Orchidaceae.